AAGUCGCGGCAGAGACGAAUUAGGCAGGGGCCCAGUACCAAGACUGCGAGCGAUGAUGAAGCCGAGGACGAGCGAGCGAUGGGCCGAGGGUGUCGUCCUCGAGCGCGAAAGUCGACAAAGUCACAAGAUCGACUGUUCGCGAGCAAAGAGAGCUAGUGCAACAUGGCAACGGCCGUUUGUGCCGCGCCUUCAGUCCACGUAGGCACGAUAGGAUCACCUCGCAUCGGACUCGGCUUGCCUGCGUCUCUAUCUCCCCGACUGCAUGCCUACUCACCGCGCAGUCCCAGCUUGCUCGCCAAUGAAGUCUUCUCGGAUUCGCGAGUAUGGUCGGGCAGGGAGAGCAAGAGCACUUGCUCCGAGACGUCACCCUUGCUCGCAAAGGGGCUCGGCUUGGGCGCACCGUUCGACGAGCUCAAUUCGACCCCGCCCACGUACAGGAGGACACACAGACGUACCCAUAGCGUCAACGGCAGUCCAUCCAGCCUGGCAGAAUCGAUUGGCAAGCGAGCCACGCGCGGUCACACAAAGGAUUCUCCCGUCUUGGUCGGCGAGUUUGAGCACGUCGCCAAAUAUCUCGAUAUGGAUGCCUGGUCAUCUGCUGCUCGGUACACGCUCGUCGGCGCUUUCGCACUCGUUCUCAUUGGCGUCAUGAGGAGUUUCACCGGCAAUUCGAGUCUCGCGCAACUCAUCCAUAAGCCGGCGUUCUUCGAUCAUCCCGUCUGCGACCCGUUCAGCCUGCCUGGCUAUCUGGCAUUUGACGAAUCCAAUCUGAUGGCAACAGAAUGGAGACCCUUCUCGCAGUCAUGUCCACCUGCGCCAGACUACCUUCGCAUGCUACGCACAGCCUACCCUACAAAGCAGACACUGGCGCGCAUCCAGGAAAGCUAUGAUGCGUCUGGCGACCAUAAGCCGGCCAACCUUUCCUUGUCCGUCUUGCGGGGGACACCCCAAGCCGCUCGAGCGUCUGCCGCUUUGCAGUUCAUGCGAGGCAAGUCGGUGCUCAUGAUUGGCGAUUCUGUCGACCGAAAUGCGCUGGACGAUAUCGCUACGCUCAUGGAUAGAGAAGUACAACCGACUUCAUAUAGUGAUCCAGAGGUGAGGGGAGCCAUGGAGGGCUGGGAUCCUCGCAACCAGCCCUACACGCUCCAGAUACCUGAGCUAGACUUUCAGAUGUUCAAUUCUUUCCACUACGGGAUGGAUGAUACCGAUGAGCAUUCUGGUCAGGCAGACUGGCAUGCCCCCGGCAAGGUCGAAGACCGCUUAGAUCAGCUCUUCGGUCCUAUGAUCGACAUGGCCACGAACAAUCACGGACCGGACCUCAUCCUCUUCCACAGUGGCAUGUGGGAUGCAGCAUACUGGGGCAGACUGGACAAGAAGCAGGAUAGGUCGACUGCGACUGCACUCAGCCAGAAGAGGCUAGAGUGGUACACGAGGCGGUUCAAGUCUACCCUUCGCGAAAUUCGUCAUCGUUACCCUCAUGCCAGGCUGGUCGUGCGCCAGAUGCAUCGCAUCGGUCAGCAAGCUCUGUCUGCUUCGAAGGACUGGGGUCCGGGGAUAGAAGGCAAAUUCAAGGAUGGCAAAUUCUCGUCAUUCUUUGCCGAUGUGCGCGUCCAUCAGAUACGAGAGCUGACGAGUGCAAUAUGUCAGGAGGAGGGGCUUGAGGUGUUUGAUUUCGGGAGAAUGUGGGAGGGAUACCAGGCGAGGCAGGAUAAGGUCCAUCCGAUGCUGUUCCCGUCCGGUCCGAUCUUUGGCGCUGCAGUCUUGCAUCAGCUCUAUCUGGGCAGUAUCGAUGGUCCCAUCUCUGCUAUUCGCGAGCACUUUCAUCCGCAUCAUUCAUAGCAUCGCAUAGUCGGAUCAUGUUGCUUGUACGAACCAUUGUCAUGAUUUUACAACGAAGAAACCCCAAGCCGCAACAGAUGUGCCACAUGCAAGAUCGUUGACCGAGCUUGCACAAGGACGUCAAACGGUGGCGCUGUAGAUCAAUACAUCGAGCCUGCACCGUAAGGCUGAUAGCAGUAAGGGUACGGAUAGAUCGGGUGAGGCUGAGCAUAGGCCAUUAAUGGCGAGAGAUUUGUGUUAGGUGCGGCGGUCGUGGUAUUGUUGCCAUAGUGGAUCGAAUACGGCGGCUGUGAGCAAUGAUAGGCAGGAUGCUCGAAAGGGCCAGCAGUGUAGUCAUACGUCGUGUAAUUCGGACCGGCAUAGUGCCAGGGGGGCGUUGGCAUAGGAGAUGCAAAGCUCGAGGCUGGUGAGGUGGCACUGGGUGAGGCGAGGACGGGUGCACCCGAGGCGG
This is a messenger RNA of Mixia osmundae IAM 14324, 2290 nucleotides long. RefSeq lists its product as uncharacterized. NCBI's taxonomy places the organism in Eukaryota, Fungi, Basidiomycota, Mixiomycetes, Mixiales, Mixiaceae. The transcript has 4 exons. The record is from RefSeq and is a predicted model, not a curated record. The coding region runs from base 163 to 1839 and encodes 558 amino acids.